Bombyx mori (domestic silkworm) is the source of this 1705-nucleotide messenger RNA. RefSeq names its product glutamyl-tRNA(Gln) amidotransferase subunit A, mitochondrial (gene GatA). Gene Ontology annotation, biological process: glutaminyl-tRNAGln biosynthesis via transamidation; mitochondrial translation. The transcript has a single exon. NCBI's taxonomy places the organism in Eukaryota, Metazoa, Arthropoda, Insecta, Lepidoptera, Bombycidae. The record is from RefSeq and is a predicted model, not a curated record. Bases 182 to 1690 code for a protein of 502 amino acids. Gene Ontology annotation, molecular function: glutaminyl-tRNA synthase (glutamine-hydrolyzing) activity. Gene Ontology annotation, cellular component: mitochondrion; glutamyl-tRNA(Gln) amidotransferase complex.
AAGGUAAGUGUAUAAAUUAUAAGUGUAUAAGGUACAUAUAAUCCGACUGAGGAACGAAACCAUUCUUUAAAUUUAGCCGCGUUAAUAUCAGCUGUAAUUCAGAUCAUAUUUAUUAACCUCAGUAAUGCAUUGUCUAUGCUACUUGUUAUGAAUAUGCGAUAUUAUUUUAUUAGCAAAAAUAAUGAAUAAAUUGUCAUCUUACACGAUAAAAGAGAUACACAGGGCGUAUCGUGAUAAAAUACUAACGCCGACAAGUUUUGUUGAUUUGUGUCUACAAAAGGCCAUACAGAGUAUCGAAUUGAAUGCCUUUACCACUAUAACUGACGACGAAGCAGAAAGUCACGCAAUCGAAAGCGAAAAACGACUUUACGUCGACAGAAAACCGAAGACUCUGGACGGUAUUACCAUCGGAAUAAAAGACAAUUUCUGUACUAGUAAUAUACCGACGACAUGCGGCUCAGAAAUGCUAAAAAACUUCGUUCCUACAUACAACGCUACGGUAUACGCAAGAUUGAGGAAAGCCGGCGCUUGUUUGGUAGGAAAAUGUAAUUUAGACGAAUUUGCAAUGGGCUCCGGUACCAUCGAUUCCAUAUUCGGUCCAACCCGGAACCCAUGGCAGUACGAAAGAAAUAACUGGAAAAUAGCUGGUGGCAGCUCUGGUGGAAGCGCUGUUGCCGUGACCACCGGAUCAUGCGUAGCUGCAAUAGGCUCUGACACUGGUGGUUCAACUAGAAAUCCAGCAGCUUUAUGUGGUGUUGUUGGGUUAAAACCCUCAUAUGGCCUGGUGUCACGUUAUGGCCUAAUACCUUUAGUAAAUUCAAUGGAUGUACCAGGAAUACUGACAAGAGAUAUUGAUGAUUGUGUUGCCGUAUUGAAUUCAGUGGCAGGUCCUGAUGACUUAGACUCUACGACUAUCAAACGAGAUUAUAAACCAAUAGAAAUUCAAGAUAUUGAUAUGUCAUCCGUAAAGAUUGGUAUACCAAAAGAAUAUCAUUGUGAGGGGAUGGAUAGGGAAGUAAUAGACACAUGGAGUUAUGUUAGUGAUAUUCUUGAAAAAGAAAACUGUAUUGUAAAACAAGUCUCUUUGCCAUAUUCCUCAGCUUCAAUAGUAGUAUAUUCUAUACUGAAUCAAUGUGAAGUCGCAAGCAACAUGGCUAGAUAUGAUGGUAUUGAAUAUGGUCUUAGAACUGAUGAGACAUAUUCCACAGAAGAAUUGUAUGCGUCAUCGAGGCUACGAGGAUUCAGUGAGGUGGUAAGAUCUAGGAUUUUAACAGGGAACUAUUUUCUACUGACGAGAAACUACAACAAAUAUUUUAUUAAAGCUUUGAAACUACGAAGGCUUAUAUCAGAUGAUUUUAAUAAAGUUUUUAAUGGGGAGGAUAAAGUUGAUCUUCUAUUGACACCAACCACAUUAUCUGACGCGCCGUCUUAUGAAGAUUUCUCAUUGAAGAAUAAUCGUGAUCAAUGUGCUUUUCAAGAUUUUUGCACACAACCAGCAAACAUGGCCGGAAUACCAGCAGUUUCAAUACCGAUCAGACUAUCUAAAAAUGGUCUUCCGUUAUCCCUGCAGCUCAUGGGGCCGAUGUUUUCUGAAGAACUGAUGUUAAAUGUAGCGAAGAAGAUUGAAAGUAUUGUGAAAUUUCCCAGUUUUGAUAACACUACGUUAGCUGAUAAAUUUGUUAAAAUAUAAAAUAUUAACAAUUAA